AUGCAGAACCAAACAAUUCUAUUGAAGCAAACUCGUCCGCUAGCGGUUCGGACAGUCCCGGAAAAGAUAAUAAUCCGCCCGCUAUUGUUGAGAUUAAAGGAAAGUCAGGCUCGUCGAAUUCUUCUGUUACAAUUGACAGAGAUCCUAAGCUAUUUGAAAUCAUUUUGAGAUAUCUUCGAGGCUAUAAUAUAUUUCCACUUUCUUCAGUCAACUUACCACCAGGAAUGUCCCUUGACCUCUUUCGAGAAAGUUUAUUAGAGGACGCACGGUUUUAUCGUUUAGACCGGCUCGCACAACUUCUUCAGGCCGAAACACCUACACCGUUAUGUUAUAAAGAUCCGUUUACAUCAGCAGAUAAGAUCCUUUUAUCCCUUCGCGAUGUGCCAAUUCACAAAGAUUUCAUCAAAUCCAAACUUGAUGGAUCAUCCACUAUUGAAUUCUUUACCGGAGCGGUGCUUACUAUUGAACUAGAGCCAUCAGAAGUCUCUAUACGGUUUCAUACAAAAUUUUUAAACGAACAAGAUCAAAAAGCUUUAGAAACAUUGGGAGAGAUUUGUGGAGAAAACUCACAAAUUCAAUUUUCAAGACAGCUUUACGCUAACAUGCAAGAUACGUUGAAUGGCAUACGAUUAGAAAUUGAUGGGGUGCAGGUCACUGGUAUGGACAUUGCUUCCAUAGAAGCUUAUAAUCAGAGUAAUCAGAGGGUCAAGGCGUUAGAAGAUAUGUUUAGGAUUUCUGGAGGUCAACGUUUAGUCAUAUAUGCGCAAGAAUUUGUUUUUAGACUGGAUCGAAUUCAACUUUCUACUAUUGAUGCAAACCAAAUAAGUUCAGACACUAUUGAUAGUAAUCAAAACUGUGAUGAUCCUGUUGACCUCAAUGGCGUGAUCCCUUCAGACAGCAAUGGAAUGAAAGUAGCUGUCAAAGAUGGACAAGAAUACAUUGAACGUCCUAAUGACGAUGCCAAUAGAACAAAUACAGCUGAAGUGGAUGAUCGUGGUCAUAAUGAAGAGAGUAAUAUUAGUAGCGUAACGAUCGAAAACAAUAGCAACAAUAAUACAAACGAAG
Racocetra fulgida is the source of this 1065-nucleotide messenger RNA. Lineage: Eukaryota; Fungi; Glomeromycota; Glomeromycetes; Diversisporales; Gigasporaceae. The record is from the annotation of a GenBank genome assembly.